GGUGCCGGACCCCCAGGUGGAGCGACAGGUCUCGGGCCCUCAGGCGGAGCGGCGGGUGCCGGACCCCCAGAUGGAGCGACAGGUCUCGGGCCCUCAGGCGGAGCGGCGGGCGCCGGACCCCCAGGCGGAGCGACAGGUCUCGGGCCCUCAGGCGGAGCGGCGGGCGCCGGAUCCCCAGGUGGAGUGACAGGUCUCGGGCCCCCAGGCGGAGCGACAGGUCUCGGGCCCUCAGGCGGAGCGGCGGGCGCCGGACCCCCAGGCGGAGCGGCGGGCGCCGGACCCCCAGGCGGAGCGACAGGUCUCGGGCCCUCAGGCAGAGCGGCGGGGGCGCCGAGUCAUCUGGCACGACAGGGCUCCGAGUCAACUGGCAUGACCGCUGGCACUGGGUCAGACAUUGGAUCGUCUGGCUGGACAGCGGGCAUCGGGUCACCCGGCAUCAGGUCAUUUGGCUCGACCGCGGGCACCGCAUCAUCUGGCAAGGCAGUGGGCUCCGAGUCAACUGGUAUGACCGCGGGCACUGGGUCAGACAUUGGAUCGUCUGACUGGACAGCGGGCAUCGGGUCACCAGGCAUCAGGUCAUUUGGCUCAACAGCGGGCACCGCGUCAUCUGGCAAGGCAGUGGGCUCCGAAUCAACAGGCACGACAGUGGGCACCGGGUCAUCAGGCAUUGGAUCGUCUGGCUCGACAGCGGGCAUCGGGUCACCAGGCCGAGUAGAGGCCAGGCCGAGUAGAGGCAUCAGGCUGAGUAGAGGCGGCCGAGUAGAGGCUUCAGGCUGAGUAGAGGCUUCAGGCUAGAAGGCUGAACCACGGAAGGCAGGUUCACCAGUUUGGAUACUGGCAGGAUGGUAUUGGUUGGAAAGAAUUUUCGCUUUUUUCUGGUUUUAACUACUGGAGCACUGCAAGUAAACGCAGGUCUGCAAACGAAUGGAGCAGCUGGAGACAGAGAAGAACUGGAGGAUGGAACAGGAGAGGGAGCAGUUGCUACAGAGGGCUUUUUUACAGGGUUAAAGGCAGGAUAGGUGCAGCGAGUGGGAACAGGGUACUGACAUGCGGUAGAUAGCCAAGUAUACUGGGC
Staurois parvus is the source of this 1075-nucleotide messenger RNA. NCBI's taxonomy places the organism in Eukaryota, Metazoa, Chordata, Amphibia, Anura, Ranidae. The record is from the annotation of a GenBank genome assembly.